GUAGCGAUUCAGCUGAGUUCCGCUCCAGAGCUGCGUAAUGUUCAACUCGGUCUCAAUGUGAAGUAUGAUGCCAGGGAAAGGCUCCAGGUACACAAUGUUGACUACUCAAGUAUUGCUGCUGUUCAUCUUCGUCCCGGUGAUAUCAUACGCGAGGUGGACGACAAACCUGUAGCCAGCAAAACUAUGCUAAAGUAUUACGUCUCCGAAAGCAUCUCAAAGAAUCGUCGGAUAUGUUUUCUUAUUGAGUGUCCAGCUGGAGAGGCUUAUCGUGAGUGCUACGACAUGGCGCCCGAUGUCACAGAGAUCGCUUUAAAGCAGAUUGAACGCUUCAAGAAAACAGUCAAUCAAAUGCCUGCCGUCAGCGCUUAUUCAAGCGCACACUCGAAGAAAAGUGUGGAAAUAGCAGCGGACUUCGAUCCUACGAAGCUACGCCCGUGCAAAAACGCUAAAUAG
This is a messenger RNA of Haemonchus placei, 453 nucleotides long. The record is from the annotation of a GenBank genome assembly. NCBI's taxonomy places the organism in Eukaryota, Metazoa, Nematoda, Chromadorea, Rhabditida, Trichostrongylidae.